Molecule: messenger RNA, 6625 nt
Organism: Fundulus heteroclitus (mummichog)
Lineage: Eukaryota; Metazoa; Chordata; Actinopteri; Cyprinodontiformes; Fundulidae
Gene: slc4a4a
Product: solute carrier family 4 member 4a
Exons: 25
Coding region: 393-3899 (1168 amino acids)
Biological process (GO): regulation of intracellular pH; monoatomic anion transport; bicarbonate transport
Cellular component (GO): basolateral plasma membrane; plasma membrane
Molecular function (GO): monoatomic anion transmembrane transporter activity; solute:inorganic anion antiporter activity; sodium:bicarbonate symporter activity
Source: RefSeq, a predicted model, not a curated record
UGGGGGGGGGCUGCCGGGCAUUAGCAAGCAGAUGGAGAGGCUUUGUAGUAUGCGUGGGCGUCUGGCUAAUCACACACAUUCAUUUGUACUUUUAUUUGACAUUUUCUUACUGUAACUACGAGUCUCCGAAGGACGUAUUUUCUUGCUGUGAUCCGGUUGACGUCUCAUUUGGAGCAGCACCAAUCUUUCUGUGGAUCACACCCAAUUAGCAGACUUCCUGUCCUCUCCCUCACCCUCCUGUUCCAGAUUAAAGCCACAACGUUAUACCUGCCGCACUUAGCUCCCGUCAAGGACGGCCCACAGGGGCUCACGCAGUUGGGCUUGUUUACUCGCUGACCGUCGCCGGUGUCAGGCGUAGCCUCUGGUGUUUUAUGGUUCUUUAAUGGGUGGAGAUGAGCGCCACCAGCAGCACCAGACUGACCCCCAGCCCCAACCUGCUGCAGGUCAACGAGCCAAAGCGCUAUGGCUCCACGCUGUCGCUGGAGGAGAAGUGUGAACAAUCUUUCUUCCUCUUCUACUACUACAGGAUGGAGGACGAGGCGGUGGUGGACCGCGGGGCGUCCCUACUCAAGCACCUUUGUGACGAAGAGGAGGUAGAGGGUCACCACACCAUUUACAUUGGGGUGCGUGUGCCCAAGAGCUCGCGGCGUCGGAAGCGCCACCGCCGGCGAACCGGCCACAAGGACAGAAAGGAGAGGUUGACGGGGAAUGCCUUUGACAAGUCGGACACGGAAAACAACGAUGAGGCCAGCAACAGCAUCCUCAAACCUCUCAUCUCGCCAGCAGCCGAGAGGAUCCGCUUCAUCCUGGGCGAGGACGAUGACGGCCCGUCUCCCCCUCAGCUCUUCACGGAGCUGGACGAGCUGCUGUCGGUGGACGGACAGGAGAUGGAGUGGAAAGAGACGGCCAGGUGGAUAAAGUUUGAGGAAAAGGUGGAGAAAGGCGGCGAACGCUGGAGUAAACCACAUGUGGCGACGCUGUCCCUCCACAGUCUGUUUGAGCUGCGCACCUGCAUAGAGAAAGGCACCAUCAUGCUGGACAUGGAGGCUUCCACUCUGCCUCAGGUUGUUGAGAUGAUCACUGACAACCAGAUAGAGAUCGGCCAGCUGAAGGCAGAGCUGAAGGACAAGGUGAUGUACACUUUGCUGCGGAAACACCGCCACCAGACCAAGAAGUCCAACCUGCGGUCCCUGGCUGACAUCGGCAAAACGGUCUCCAGCGCAAGUAGGCUGUUUUCCAACCAGGACAACGGUAACAACGCCCGCAGUCCUCUGGAGAACUCGGUGACCUGCCUGUCGGGUCACAUCUCCAUGGAGGACUUGCAGAACCGAAGGAGUACCAGUAUGGACUGGCUUAAUAGUCCGACAACGCCGCACAAGAACCUGGCGUCCAGCAGCAUGAACGACAUCUCUGACAAACCUGAGAAGGACCAGCUGAAAAACAAGUUCAUGAAGAAGUUGCCGAGAGACGCGGAGGCCUCCAACGUGCUGGUGGGGGAGGUGGACUUCCUGGACGCCCCCUUUGUGGCGUUUGUUCGUCUGCAGCAGGCUGUGAUGCUGGGAGCGUUGACUGAGGUCCCCGUUCCCACAAGGUUUUUGUUCAUCCUGCUUGGACCCAAAGGCAAAGCAAAGUCAUAUCAUGAGAUUGGCAGAGCGAUCGCCACACUGAUGUCUGAUGAGGUCUUUCAUGAUAUUGCGUAUAAAGCGAAGGACAGACAGGACCUGCUGGCUGGUAUCGAUGAGUUCCUGGAUGAGGUGAUUGUUCUUCCUCCUGGAGAGUGGGACCCGACCAUCAGGAUAGAGCCCCCCAAGUCGCUCCCCUCCUCCGAUAAAAGGAAAAACAUGUAUUCAGGAGGAGAUUCCCAGAUGAAUGGAGACACGCCUCAUGAUGGAGGCCACGGAGGAGGGGGGCAUGCCACGGGGGAGGAGCUGAAGAAGACCGGGAGGUUUUGUGGGGGUCUCAUACUUGACAUAAAGAGAAAAGCGCCUUUCUUUGUGAGUGACUUCACCGAUGCGUUUCACAUUCAGACUCUGUCUACCAUUUUGUUUAUCUACCUGGGAACUGUGACGAACGCCAUCACCUUUGGUGGUCUGCUGGGGGACGCUACAGAAAACAUGCAGGGUGUGCUGGAGAGUUUUCUGGGCACCGCCAUCACCGGUGGCGUCUUCUGCUUGUUGGCGGGCCAGCCUCUAAUUAUUUUGAGCAGCACCGGUCCGGUUCUGGUGUUUGAAAGGCUGCUCUUUAACUUCAGCAGGGAUAACGAGUUUGACUACCUGGAGUUCCGCCUGUGGAUCGGCCUGUGGUCGGCCUUCUUCUGCCUGGUGCUUGUUGCCACUGACGCCAGCUUCCUGGUGAAGUACUUCACCCGCUUCACAGAGGAGGGCUUCUCCUGUCUCAUCAGCUUCAUCUUUAUCUACGAUGCCUUCAAGAAGAUGAUUAAAUUAGCUCACCACUACCCCAUCAACUCAGACUACAGCAUGGAAAACAUCACGCAGUACGAGUGUCUCUGCAUGUCCCCGUUGAUCUUAGAAAAUGAGACAGAUGUGACUGAAGAUCCUUUAGGAGUUACAACGACGUCGUAUUUGGGCUACAUGGGCAUGACUCAAAUCCCUUCGUGGUCGAGGCUCACAAAGUCGGAGUGCUUACUGAACAAAGGAGAGCUGGUUGGAGACGCCUGUAACUACGUCCCAGACAUCACCCUCAUGUCCUGCAUCCUCUUCUUUGGUACCUACACCACCUCCAUGUGUCUUAAGAAGUUCAAAACGAGUCCCUUUUUCCCCACCACCGUGAGGAAACUCAUCAGCGACUUUGCCAUCAUCCUGGCCAUCCUUAUCUUUUGUGGAGUUGAUGUUUUUGUGGGAGUUGACACUCCUAAACUUAUUGUGCCAACCGAAUUUAAGCCAACGAGCCCGUACCGAGGCUGGUUUGUGGCCCCGUUUGGUGGAAACCCCUGGUGGGUUUAUCUGGCCGCCGCGCUCCCCGCCCUCCUGGUCACUAUUCUGAUCUUUAUGGACCAGCAGAUCACUGCAGUGAUUGUCAACAGGAAGGAGCACAAGCUAAAGAAAGGGGCAGGUUACCAUCUGGAUCUCUUCUGGGUGGCUGUUCUGAUGGUGAUUUGCUCCUUCAUGGGCCUGCCGUGGUAUGUGGCCGCCACCGUCAUCUCCAUCGCCCACAUCGACAGUCUGAAGAUGGAAACUGAAACGUCGGCGCCGGGAGAGCAGCCCAAGUUCCUGGGUGUGAGAGAGCAGAGGGUCACUGGAGUGGCUGUGUUCAUCCUGACAGGACUGUCUGUAUUCAUGUCUCCAAUUUUAAAGUUCAUCCCCAUGCCGGUCCUGUAUGGCGUCUUCCUGUACAUGGGCGUCGCUUCCCUUAAUGGAGUUCAGUUCAUGGAUCGUCUGAAGCUGCUUCUGAUGCCAGCCAAGCAUCAGCCAGACCUGGUUUACCUGAGGCACGUCCCCCUCAGGAAGGUCCACCUCUUCACCUCCAUCCAGAUCCUCUGCUUGGCUCUGCUCUGGGUCCUCAAGUCCACCGUGGCGGCCAUCAUUUUCCCCGUCAUGAUUCUGGCUCUGGUUGCUGUCAGGAAAGCCAUGGACUACAUGUUCUCCCAGCAUGACCUCAGCUUCCUGGACGACGUCAUUCCAGAGAAGGACAAGAAGAAGAAGGAGGAUGAGAAGAAGAAAUGCGGCAGCAUGGACAGUGAUGCUGAAGAUGAGACAAGCCCCUGUCAUUCCUUGAUCGACACACAUCGUGCUGAGAAGCUUCGCUUCUACCAGGACAGCUACUUAUCCAGCCCCGAGAUGACCCCGCUGAAGUCAGUGCCUCAGAUCAGGAUAGAAAUGGACCCAGAAGAUGAAGACACCAUUUACUGGAGGGGCCGGGGCUCUGAAACGUGUCUGUAGAGGACAAACCGGCAGCUUCCUGUCUUUUACACUCUCUGUUAGUCUUAACCUUCGUUUCCUUCCUGAUUUUAAGACUUCUGUUUUGAAUCGUUGGGACUGAAAAAGGGAUUUAAAAAAAAGAUGAACUGUAAGUACUUCUGUCUUCAUCUUCAUGUUGGUGUUCUUCUCACAACUUCACAGCAGGUCGCGGUUUCCCCCGUUGAUGAAAUAUAACUCAUUACUACUGAUCUAUGCAACUCCUGCCACGUGUCUGUCAUCAGGAAAUGCUGCAGCGCUCUCUCUACACAUGGAGUGCCAUCCCAUCUCUUCAUAUAUAAAACCUUUCAGAUUUGUUUUUAUACUGAAUUAUUCUAACGUUUUCCUGUAGCAGGGAAAUGAUGUUUUUAUAGCUCUACCUCUUGUUUUAGAUUUAAGUCCUAUUAUGAACAAAUGAUUCUCGAUGGAGUUUUGAUAUUUUGUCUAUGUUCUUUAAUAGAGUUGCAAUAAUUUAAGAAAUCUGCGUUAUUAUAGCUUGUAAGGGAAGUGAAGUAGAGGUUUAUGAUGAAUUAAAUUGAAUGAAUUAUGAAUUAACUGAGCACAUUGGGGUGUUUCUGAGCACUUAACCGACUCGGAUCUGAUUGCUUCACAUUGUUUCUAAUCAAAUCUGUCGUACUUUCUUUUCCCAAAUAUUGAUUUGUGUUUUUUUUUUUAAUUUAACAUCUUUUAUUAUCCUGCUGAUUUAAAGAAAGAUGACGUUGUGUACAUGUCGGUUCCAUUUCCUGUGUGUUUUUCUAUGAUGUGGGUAGAAGAUCAACUUAAUCACCCGACCUUCCUCAGCAGAACAUCAACUCUAACUGGGAAUGCAUAUCAUCUAAAAAUAAAUGAUUGUGCUGCAUAAACUCCUUUACCUAAGUGGCCUAAAAGAGAUCGAUUUGAACUGAGAUGUUGAUGGAAACAAACGCUGGGAUGUGGAAAUUAAAUUCAUGACAGCUUAUUUUCACAACAGGGACUUUGUGUAUUUUCUCGGCUGUCAUCUGACCUAUCGGUUGUUAAAUUAUUUGUUUUCUGUAUUUUAAAUGACAUUUAAGAUAUAAGAAGAAUAAAACCCCGCGUCAGACUUCAUCUCAAUUUCUAGGCUGCAUUUCGGUAGCUGUGUGAGUGUUAGGUUGGAUUUAAACAGACCCUUUAAAACUCUCACCGCUAAACACGAUGAACAGCAUUCUCACACUUUUUUUGUUUUUUUUUUAAACCUUUCAAUACAUCUCAAUGUUUGGACCUCCUUUUAAUGUGAAAAGUGCAGACAUUGUAAAGGUAAAAGGAAAGUACACCCUGUGCCAAUUCUAGGGUUUUAAAUGUCAGGACAAAAUUUACCCUGGGGUUUAUUAAACUUUACAUUUAUUUAAAUGUGACCACAAAUGUGGAAAAACCCCCCACACACAACAGAUACCAGAAUAUCUUUAUUAAAAUAGGAAACAAGCAUAAAGCCAAAAUAAAAUAAAAAAUUGUAUAUAUUGAAAGUAAAGUACACCCAACGAUUCAACAGCUGGAACCAUCUUUUAGCACCAAUACCUUCCAGUAGGUGUUCCCCAACUAUAUAUAUAUAUAUAUAUAUAUAUAUAUAUAUAGUCUAACAGUCUAAAACAGAAUAAAAAAUGACUGUGCAGUUAUUAAAAACGGCAUUCACAUUUCAGAAUAAAUGAAAUGUGUAACUGUGCAGGGUGAUUUGAAAAUGCAGAAAACAAAUAACGGUGCAUUAGAAAAACAGCGGUUACAGGUGCUCUCCAUGAUGCUGAUCAGUUAAUCCAGAACAUCUAAUUAGAAGCACCUCUAUUUUAAACACUUUUUCAGACACAGUUUUUCCAUUUUAACUUUGUUUAUGAAGUAUCUCUGAAACCAGGAACUGGAACCAGGUGUACUUUCUUUUUCCUCAUGCUGCGUACAGAUCGGAUCGAUGUUUUCUAGGAACCCUGUGAAAAAUGUCACAUAAGCUCUACUGAGUUUCCACAGUAAAAGACUGGAGCCUUUGAUCAAAGGACUUUUGGUUCAUAUUUAAGGAUAAAUUUGCUGUAAAUCUACCGGGUGUAUUUAACACACUGACACUGUUUUUUUGUUUUUGUGGACUACCUUAAUGAUGCAUCCCACAGAAAAUAAAUGCUUGGAGCUGUAAGGCCAAGGCAUAGUUAGCAACGUGAAGUCUGAACAAAGGCAUGUACUGAUGUUUCUUUUGGUUUUGGUUUUUGAACAGAUUGUGUGGAUGUGUUUUAAAUCCACACACCUGUUCUGAAAAGUGCACAGUCAUUAUGAACAGAGAUAUUAACAAGCCGCACUAAUUGGCUGAUAUAAACCAGGGUUAUCCUUUAACCGCAUUACAAUGGUGCAAAAGUGAACAACUUUUUAUACUUUUUUCAACCAUCAAGUCAACAGCCCGGCUGCAGGGUCACCCUGUUGCAGCACGGAUCCACAUCUUUCACACGUCUCAGCCGUGUUUUAAGCCUGUGGGAGGAAAAGAGCGCGGCUUAACGCUCCAGAGGUUUCCUGUGUGCCGUUAUCGGUUCAAACUUUGUCACAGACCGCAUGCAUGCCUGUCAGAAACCAGAGAGAUGAUCUGAGAGGAAGGAAUACUGACACUUUAUUUUUAAAUUAACAUUUGAGUCUUUUCUAGAACAGGUGAAAUGGUUUAUUGUAGAAUUUAUAUUUUUCGAAUGAAAUGUAUAUUUAAAAUAAACUGUUGUCAAACACUGAUGGUA